AUGGACCUGGGGGAUCCGAUGAUGUCGGUGAAGAAGAUGAAGGCAAUCUUCCGGAAGUAUGACACGGAUGGGGAUGGGACGAUCAGCCGGGGUGAUCUGGAGAAGAUCUUGCGCAAACUGAUCCCGGGCAUCUCCCAAAUUGAUCUGGAUUUGAUCUUCCGAAAGAUCGACAAGAACUUCAACAACUUGGUGGAGUAUGAUGAGUUCGUGAACCUCUUGUUCUUCGACCCCAUCGCGGAACCGGUGCGAACGCCCGCGCACCAUGUGACCAGAGAGGCGGCCUAUGUGAUCUUUCUCUUUUGGCAGCAAGCCUCCAGAGCCACUCCCUGGUCGGCCAUGGUUCAUUCCAUGGAUGUGCAUGCACUACUGGGUGCUGUGGAGCACCGAAGCAAAGCCCUGGAUGCUGUGCGCCAUCGGAUUCAACGGCUGGAAGGCGAAAUCUUUGACUUGGUGUCGAAAGUAGAGGAGAAGAUGAUCUCCAGAAUCUGCAGCUCCGAGGUCAAACAUAAGCUGCACGAGUCUGAGCGCGAGGUUGAUCAGGAGACCUUCGUGAAGAUGGUUUGGCCAAGGAUCAAGCGUUUCGACUUGAAGUUCGUGCUGGGCUGCUUGCGAAGAUUCUGGGCCCAGGAGAGCCUCAUGUCCAUCCUUCGCGAGGUGGCCAGGCAAAAGGAAGCUGGUAGAGAGAACCCUGAAGUGGGUAUCAACGUCGCAGAGAUGAAGAAGAUCUUCGACGUGCUGGACGAAGACGACGACGGUGCUCUUUCGAUCAAAGAGAUGGUGCAACAAGGUAACUUAGAGGUGAAAGACGCCUUAUAUUUCUCGGAGCUCCUGGACAAGGGGCAGGAUGGCGAGGUGAGCCUACAAGAGCUCAUGAACCUGGUCGUGGGGAACGGUUCUGGCGAAGUGAUGGAAACCAUGAAGGGCCUCUUUGCCGCUCGCGCCAGCCUGGCGGAGGGCGGAAGGUGA
This is a messenger RNA of Durusdinium trenchii, 966 nucleotides long. The record is from the annotation of a GenBank genome assembly. Lineage: Eukaryota; Dinophyceae; Suessiales; Symbiodiniaceae.